CAUCUGAUUAUAAAUAGACACCGCUUGUUCAACUAACCUUAUGAAACAAAUUUUACGCGGCAUUUUGUAAUAAGAUCGAAUGCAAGUGACAAUUCAUUUGUGCCUUAGAUAAAAGAAUCGGUUGAAAAGCAGUUGUUUUAAUAACAAUUGAUUUAAGACGGAAUUAAGCAGUUUUACAAAUCCAAGUACUUUAUAAAGGGAUCAAGGAAGUUAAAUACACCGAAUUAGGAAUGCACAAUCAAUUUGCCAGAAGUGCACAGAGCACGAGAUCCGCUGAGCGCACCAAGAGAUGUAUCCGUAUCACAGCAUGGGCUACACGAAUUCUAGCUCUCCUCAGCAUCGCGUUUUGUAUCGUGGCGUUUGUGGCAGUAGGAGACGCUGUGUAUGGAAUUUGCAUGAUGAUCACAGCUAUCCUUAGUGUUAUGAGUCCGUUAAACUUCAGUUGUUGCUGCUACUCGGAUUGUUCAAGAAACAUUAAGACUGAGAAAGCAAUUGGACAUUGUAGUGUCCAUGUUUUGAUGUUCAUAAGCAACAUGGGCUACAUCAUUUUGUUUGGGUAUAGCUGUUACUUUUGGUCAGCAUCAAGAAAAAACUACGGUGCUUACGGAGACAACAUGUAUUACGACGUACAUUCAUCCCAAUAUCGCUCAAACUACUACUACACCUACCCUAGCAACAACAUAGCUUUAUUGGACACAAUAUUUGCAUUUACGCUGAUCAUCACGUUCUUCCUUUCGAUGUUGAACCUCUUCUCGUUUUGCCUUGUCUACAAGUACGGUUGUUGCUUCACGAAUGAAGUCGAUGGGGAUCACUGUCAGAAAGGGGUUGAAACGGCAGUCGUGAUGAAUCAACAUAUAUCUACAAAUGGGGGUUUGAAGUUAACCAAUGAAACAUUUCUUGAUCAGCUACCGUUUACCAGCUAUGGAUCACAGUACCCUCAAUACCAGCCGAACACUUCCGGACCGUAUAACAUGUAUUCCCGUCCUCAGCAAGCCAUUGGUGUUACAAGUGACUCGGUGGGCGUGUCCGUUCAAUCAACAAUGGCGACAACGAGUGGACAGCCUGUCAGCCCUCCACCAUAUCUAGAAGCCAAUCUAAAUGUUAAACACUCACCCUGAACUAAUAAAUACGCUAGUUUCUUGCCAGAAUUCAUUGUAAAAUCGGACAAUAACAGUGAUAGAAUUUUAAAAGAAACGAGCAGGUUUGAUCCUUACGCUUAAUACAAUGUGAUGCAAAGUAAAUAAGUCUGCAUUAUUUGAUAAUAUUCCUGUAUUAUUUGUCAAAUGUAUUAAUAUAUGUUUAAAACAUAUGAGUCAACCGAUAUGCUUUUUUAGACUACAUUUAAGUUGCGUUGUUUUGAUAUUUUCAAAGAUUUGCAGAGCUUAAAUUGCAUUUUGACUUGACGCCUUAAAACAGCAUUUUCCGAUGAAUAUAUCUCCAAAUGACAUAAAAACAUUCGGUUAAAACAACUGACAAGAUUGUGUACAGCUUAUAUACACUUGCAUCUUUCAAAGAUUUUCCUUUUUCAUGUGUGAGCUAUAUUCAGAAUAUUUAACUUUUAAAAUGUUGGAUUUGCAUUAUAUCUGUUCUCACGCUUAACAGUCGACGUAGUUUCUGCAUGUUACCCAUGUUUUGCUUUUCCAAAACCCAUUAUAACAUAUCCGUAUAAUUACAGUUAUAUGUGACUCCUCAUUCUCGUAUUUGUAAAAAAAAAUAUAUUUGAGUGGAUAGUAAUAUGUUAAAACUGUUAUUGCCUCUGUAUCAUACGCUAAACAAAAACUUGUUUUUCUUACAUUUAUUGAAUAUUCACAGGCCUACACCGACUGGUCUGGCCGGAGAGCCUGGAAAACUAGUUGGUGUUAUCAUUGAAUACUGUGUCCUUAUCGUUCUUACUUUUUUAUAAUUGUCUGCAUAAGUAUUAUUCGAAAAUGCUUUUCAAAUAUGUUACCUAUUUAAAGCUUUUAUUUCCGUGUCACAAGUUCAUUGUUAUGUUUAAUUAUGAUAUAUUUGUAUGUUGUUCAUGUCGACAAAUAGCUCAAUGCGCUAACGGUUUUUGUUAUCAUAAACCCAGCCUUAAAUAAAGAUUAAUGUAUCUGGUAGUUUGUGACAAAUAAUAAAUGCCUGAAAUAAACACACACACACACACAGAUCCUUAACGUCACAAAACAUCAAAACAAAUCAAACGGAUUGUUCAUUGCGUUAUUGAAUCUAAUAUAUAAGUUGAUUUGAUUUUACUUUAUUGCCAUCAAGUUGAUGUUGAUUAACUUCGGCUUAUAUUACUGAUAAGUAAUGAGGACCUCUCAAACAUUUAGAGUGUUACAUAAAAACUUUCAUAUCUUAGUACAAUCAAUUUGACUCUGACACAAUAAAGUGCUGUUUUGCA
Molecule: messenger RNA, 2383 nt
Organism: Mya arenaria
Lineage: Eukaryota; Metazoa; Mollusca; Bivalvia; Myida; Myidae
Exons: 5
Coding region: 231-1118 (295 amino acids)
Source: RefSeq, a predicted model, not a curated record